CUACUCUCUCUCUCUCUCUCUCUCUCUCUCUCUUUGUAUUAAUCGCCACACUUCCUCGACAUUCUCCGCCUUCGAGCCCUUCUACCUCCUAAAAUCCGGGACUAGCUUAUCUUUCAGUCACCGGAACAACUCCAUCUCGAAAAUUCCUUCAUACUGUUUGUUGGUCGUGAGUUCCGGAACCACGCCCUUGUCUGUAUUCCCGGUUAUUCGCCCGUGCACGAGAUCUGCAACCAUUUGCGCUUUUCCAGUGGAAAAUCUCUCUAAGUAACCCAUCAGAAUGGCUGAGGGAGAAGAGGAUUUCUCCUCCUUACCAUUGCCCGACCGGUUCGCGCACAAGAACUGGAAGGUCCGCAAGGAAGGAUACGAAGAUGCCAAACAACAAUUCGAAAAGACGCCAGACGAGUCGGAUCCGGUAUUCACUCCCUUCAUACAAGACCCCGGUCUUUGGAAAGGGGCGGUGGCAGACUCCAAUGUGGCGGCUCAACAAGAAGGUCUUGGGGCCUAUUGUGCAUUUUUGAAGUUUGGUGGAGUACAGGCCUGUACAAGAACGCGCGCAACUACAAUUUUACCGAUCUGUGAAAAGGGUCUCAUAUCUACACGACCAGCCGCCAAAGCGAAUGCGAUCGAGGCCCUGCUUCUGUGUGUGGAGAUGGAUAAGGCGGAUCCGGUGAUCGAGGAGAUGAUGCCCGCAUUGUCACAUAAGAUGCCCAAGGUGAUUGCGGCCGCGCUGGCGGGGUUGAAGACGAUCUAUCACAACUUUGGGUGUAAGCUUGUGGAUCCUAAGCCAGUACUCAAAGCUUUGCCCAAGGUCUUCGGGCACGCAGACAAAAAUGUUCGGGCGGAAGCUCAAAAUCUUACCGUGGAGCUCUAUAGGUGGCUGAAGGAAGCCAUCAAGCCCCUUUUCUGGGGCGAGCUAAAGCCUGUUCAACAGACUGAUUUGGAGAAGUUAUUCGAAGCCGUGAAACAGGAACCGCCACCAAAGCAGGAGAGGCUCACCAAAGCGCAACAGGAUGCUGCGGCUGUCGCCAGUGCUGCUCCUGCAGCAGGUGGCGGUGACGAGAUGGAAGGAGUUGAGGAAUAUGCAGAGGAUGAGGGCGAAGUCGACGUUUUCGAUCUCGCAGAACCUGUGGAUGUGGCGUCCAAAGUACCCGGCAACUUCACAGAACAGCUUUCUUCGUCGAAGUGGAAGGACAGGAAGGAGGCUCUGGAUGAACUCUAUACUGUACUGAACGUACCCAGAAUCAAGGAUGGGCCAUUUGAUGAGGUGGUACGGUUAUUGGCCAAGUCCAUGAAAGAUGCCAAUGUUGCAGUCGUGACGGUUGCCGCUAACUGUGUUGACCUACUUGCCAAAGGCCUGCGCAGCGGAUUCCUGAAGUAUCGACCCACUAUCAUGGCCCCGAUGUUGGAACGCCUGAAAGAGAAGAAACAAAGCGUUGCAGAUGCCCUAGGCCAAGCACUCGACUCGGUCUUUGUCGCAACCAGUUUGACGGAAUGCUUGGAGGAGAUUCUGGAAUUCCUCAAACACAAGAACCCUCAAGUCAAGCAAGAAACCCUCAAAUUCUUGAUCCGCUGCCUUCGUACCACCAGGGACGUGCCAGCUAAACCAGAGAUCAAGUCGAUUGCAGAGGCGGCUACCAAGCUUCUUACUGAGUCUAGCGAGGUCAACCGUGCUGGAGGCGCAGAGGUUCUGGGUACCUUGAUGAAAAUCCUGGGAGAGCGGGCAAUGAAUCCUUAUCUUGACGGUCUCGAUGAUAUCCGGAAAACGAAGAUCAAGGAGUUCUAUGAGACGGCGGAGGUCAAGGCGAAGGACAGACCCAAGCCUAUCGUUGGCCCGCCAAAGACUACUUCUGCAGUUGGUAAGAAGGUCCUCGGUGGCAAGAAGCCAGCACUCGGAACGAAGAGGCCUGCAGCUGCACCAGCUCCUGUCGAGGAGCCUCCAGCACCGUCCCCAUCCAAGCCCGCCACGAGAGCAAUCCCAUCUAAGUUGGGUGGCCUCGCAAAGCCCGGCAGCGUUCCUGCCCCUAGUGGCCUCAAGAAGAGGCUUGCUGGUCAGGCUGGCUUGGCAUCACCCCAAAGGCGUGUAAUAUCACCCCCUUCAGAGGAUCAGCCGCCGCCACCUGCCGCGCCUCGACUUGGUCUCGGAAGGGGUCUUGCUGGUCGCCCAAUCGCCCGGCCAGCGGCUCCGGCUGAGCCAGCCCCAGCCCCUGUCGCACCGCAAAUGAGUGGCAUGUCUGCCGCUGAACGUGCGGAAUUGGAAGAGUUACGCCUCGAGAAAGAGCGAUUCACCCGCACUAUUGAUGAUCUGAAAUAUGACCGGACUAAGUUGAACUCUCAGAUCACAGAACUACAGAACCAAAACGCCCAGCUCAUCGAAGACCACACUAGGGAUGUUCUGAGCAUCAAAGCUAAAGAGACUCAAUUGGUACGAGCACGCAGUGACGCGGAGGCAGCAGAACAGACGGUUCAAAAGCAGCAACGCGAGAUUGAGCGCUUGAAGCGCGAGCUAGCUAGAGCGCUGCGCGCCAGUGCCAUUAGCCCACCAAAUGCCCUGCCUGACAGCAACAUCAGUAUCUCGGAACCAGGAUUGGUCUAUCAAGACUCGGGCCACAAUGGGUACAAUCCCAUGUCCCGAGCUGGACUCCACAUAGGAUCACGAUUUGAUACCUCCCGGCCGCGUAGCUAUGCUUCCACCAGCCCCAGCGAAGAGAAGGAGAACAACGGCCUGGACUCUCCAUCACUGAGCACCAGAGAAGGAGCCCUUGGUCGACGGAAGCUCAGCCCUACGUUUGGGGCCGGCUACUCUGGCUUAGGCAGCCCCACACGCUCAUCUGUACGGGGUUCUGGCAGUGCUUCGGGCGAGGACCAGCCUGCCAGGUCCACGGAACCAGCGGAGAACUGGAAAAGAGCUGCGGAAGUGACAAGCCAACUCAAAGCAAGAAUCGAACAAAUGAAGGCAAGGCAAGGCCUUACACGACCACCUGCUCAGCGCUAAUGACCGAAUGACCAACAACCAACUUUUAUCCGAUUCCCCUUCAUCACAUAUUAUAUUCUUCUUGCUUCGACUGAUAUCAACCUCCGUUUGCACGCAGCAAGUGUGGAGCUUCCAAGAAUUCUUUCCCUUUUUCUUUGUCUAUCCUAUUUUCUAUUUUCAUUUUCCCCCCUCUUACUACUACCGACUCCCUUUGGUAGUCUCUUGACCUUCUCAAAUGGCGCGGGACCUGUCAUUGCUUUCGAUGACUGGAGCAUAUCGGAUGGUUGGAAUGGAAGGGGUGUAUUGCUGGCUGUAUCAAUUCGUUUCUUCCUGUUAUUUUUCUUGAUUAUUUGGCGGGGGUUUCUAGCUUUUGUCAUACCAUACCACACGCCAGCAUACCACACGUUGCUAUUCUCUGUAUAGAUGCUUUCUUGUACCAUGCGUUUGAUCUCAUGGGAUGUAUUUUAUUACUACUCUGGUGGUGUGGG
Aspergillus japonicus CBS 114.51 is the source of this 3459-nucleotide messenger RNA. RefSeq names its product putative spindle pole body component. Gene Ontology annotation, cellular component: kinetochore; centrosome; spindle pole body. The coding region runs from base 278 to 2992 and encodes 904 amino acids. The record is from RefSeq and is a predicted model, not a curated record. Gene Ontology annotation, biological process: mitotic spindle organization; establishment or maintenance of microtubule cytoskeleton polarity; microtubule polymerization. Gene Ontology annotation, molecular function: microtubule plus end polymerase activity; microtubule plus-end binding. The transcript is spliced from 5 exons. Lineage: Eukaryota; Fungi; Ascomycota; Eurotiomycetes; Eurotiales; Aspergillaceae.